Mucor velutinosus is the source of this 1485-nucleotide messenger RNA. RefSeq lists its product as uncharacterized. Bases 1 to 1485 code for a protein of 494 amino acids. NCBI's taxonomy places the organism in Eukaryota, Fungi, Mucoromycota, Mucoromycetes, Mucorales, Mucoraceae. Gene Ontology annotation, cellular component: nucleus; cytosol; preribosome, small subunit precursor. Gene Ontology annotation, biological process: maturation of SSU-rRNA; protein phosphorylation. The transcript has 4 exons. Gene Ontology annotation, molecular function: ATP binding; protein serine/threonine kinase activity. The record is from RefSeq and is a predicted model, not a curated record.
AUGAAAUUAGAUGCAAAAGCACUUCGUUACAUGUCCUCCGAGGACUUUCGAGUUUUGACAGCUGUCGAAAUGGGCUCCAAAAACCAUGAAGUCGUUCCCAGCUCACUUAUUGCUCAAAUUGCCCAACUGCGCCAUGGUGGUGCUCACAAACUUGUAGGCGAUUUGGCCAAGAGAAAGCUCAUUGCCCGUGUGCAAAACAUGAGCUAUGACGGCUACCGUUUGACCUAUGGUGGUUACGAUUACCUUGCAUUGAAGACAUUUGCCAAGAGAGGCACCGUUUACUCUGUUGGCAAUCAGAUUGGUGUAGGUAAAGAAUCCGAUAUCUACUUGGUUGCCGAUGAAGAUGAUAAUCAGCAUGUAUUGAAGCUUCAAAGACUUGGCCGUAUGUCUUUCCGUACCAUCAAGUCCAAGCGUGAUUACCUGCAAAAGAGAAAAUCAGCUUCCUGGAUGUACAUGUCUCGAUUGGCUGCUAUGAAAGAAUACGCUUUCAUGAAAGUGCUGUAUGAAAACGGCUUUCCUGUGCCUGAACCCAUUGAUCAAAGCAGACAUUGUGUUGUGAUGGGCCUGAUUGAUGCUUUCCCAUUGCGUCAAAUUGAGGAGAUUGGCAACCCAGGCAAGCUCUACUCUGAUUUGAUGAGCAUGAUUGUCAAAUUAGCACAAUAUGGUCUGAUUCAUGGUGAUUUCAACGAAUUCAAUAUUUUGAUCAAGAGUGAUGGGUCUCCUGUUUUGAUUGAUUUCCCUCAAAUGGUGUCCACCUCUCAUAUCAAUGCUGAGUACUACUUUAACCGUGAUGUCGAGUGUAUCCGUGUGUUCUUCCGUCGUCGAUUUGGCUAUGAAAGUGCAUUGUAUCCUAGAUUCACACAUGAUGUCAACCGUGAAUUCAGUUUGGAUGUUCAAGUGGCUGCCAGUGGUUUUAGCAAAAAAAUGCAAAAGGAGCUGGAAGACUAUCAAGAAGAAAUCAAGGACAUGUCGUCCGAUGAAGACGAAGAUGAUGAUGAUGAUGAUAGCGAUGAAGAGGAAGAGGAGGAAGAGCAACAGCUUACCAGAGAUGAUAUACCAGAAAUGACUGAAGAGGAAAAGAUGGAAGAAAAGUUGAGAAAUAUUCGUCUUGGCAACACCGAGCCCACAACAGAGGAGGAGGGAGAGUCUGAAGACGAAGCUGAAGCAUCUCAAGAGGAUUCUGACGAGGAGGAACAAGUGGACGAAGAGACAGAAUUGGCCAGACGAAGCGAGAAGAUUGAAAAGUUGAAUAAUCGUGAUUAUAAAGCCCAUCGUGAUGUGAAGCCCAAGAAAAACACCAAAAAAUCAGGCACAGCAGCAGCAUCAGCAGCAGCCAAAGAGGAAGCUGUCAAAAACAAAGUUGCGCGUGCGCUCAAGAGUCAGACCAACAAACAAAACAUCAAAAACACUCGUGGUAACAACCUCAAAAACAAAGGCAAGAGAAGAGACAAGGCUGACUGUAAAGGUGGUGGCAUCUUUGAUUAA